Leptidea sinapis is the source of this 2907-nucleotide messenger RNA. It is a transcript of the gene pros, whose product is annotated as homeobox protein prospero. Gene Ontology annotation, cellular component: nucleus. Gene Ontology annotation, molecular function: RNA polymerase II cis-regulatory region sequence-specific DNA binding; DNA-binding transcription factor activity, RNA polymerase II-specific. NCBI's taxonomy places the organism in Eukaryota, Metazoa, Arthropoda, Insecta, Lepidoptera, Pieridae. The coding region runs from base 553 to 2907 and encodes 784 amino acids. Gene Ontology annotation, biological process: regulation of transcription by RNA polymerase II. The transcript is spliced from 5 exons. The record is from RefSeq and is a predicted model, not a curated record.
CCCUCGCCGACCGGCUGCGUUGCCCGUAACCUCUAUAUGACCUCAUUUUUUUUUCUUCAAUGUAAAUAUUCGGCUUAUUUUGCCGCAUAGUGUGUAAGCGGUAUUAGUUCCUCCAUCAAGUCUACACUUUUUAUUUUAUAUUUAUUUUUGUAUCGGCACAAGUUUGGCGGUGUACAGGACUUUUCGGUACUUUAAAGUGAUUUUUGUGACUGUGUUGGCAAUUAAAGAACUUUGUAAAUAUUUAUUUUUUCAAAUAAGAAAACUAUUUUUAUUUUAAGUGGUGCUUUCGGAUUUUUUGAAAAUUUCUCAAAGUUUCAUAAUAGUAUAUUGUUGAAGAAUUGUGUUUAUAAAAAAAGCAGAAAACCAACAGUCGGCAUUUGGCCGGAAAAUCUGCAGCUCACUCCAUUACCAAGAAACAUCGGACGCGGUCGCCGCGGGCAGUUUACUGUGCAUCGGUGUUCAAAAUUAUAUUAAUGCACGGGCGAUGCGGCUCGACUAGCGCGGUGGGGCCCUGCCCGCCGCCCGCUUGGCCAAUCGGGGCCCGUCUAGCCUAUGAUGUCAUCGGAGGAGGAGGCCGACUCACUCGCGCCCUACUCGGAUAAGCUCCUGAAGAAACAGAAACGCGUCAGACAGCGCGUGGACGCCGGCGAGCCGCGCAAUUCUUAUUCGACUCUCGCGACGAACGGACCAGCGCCCGCGCGCCUCGCACACAUGAGUGGAGGACUUUACGGCGCCAUUUUUGAAGGCCGCCAACACUUCGGCCUCUUCGGACCCUGCUACGCGCCCGCCGAGAUGCUCAAUGAGCUGCUGGGCCGCGCUCCGAGACAGGAGGACGCCGGAGAUGAAGCAUCCGGAGGAGACAUGCUUCGGGAUCGUGUGCUCAGAGACAUUUUACAGAGUCGCAAGAAAGAAUUCAUGCGACUCUCCCCGGAUAAUAAUAAUGUACUAGCGAAUAAUAAUAAUGAUGAACCCAAGGAAGAGAAGAGAUCGCCCGAGCGACCUGUUUCGCGUGAUUCCCGCGCAGAUCUUGACGACGCUCUCCUGAAUCUAGACAGUGUUGGAGACUCUCGGAUCUCACCACCGCCUGCUCAGCCGUUGUCAGAUCAUCUCCUUGCUCCCAAAUCGGAACCGGAAGAUCGCGAUAGUGACGCACAGAGAUCUUCGCCGCGACCUGUGGAUGUGAAACGUGCUCGUGUAGAAAAUAUUGUGUCGACGAUGCGUUCUAGUCCUGCACCCCAACAACCUCAGGUGAAUGGGUGUAAGAAACGGAAGCUGUACCAUCCACAGCAACACGACGGCGCCGCAGAGAGGUACGGCGCCAGUCACAGCAGCAGUGCACACACGGUGACAGAUGACUCGGAUGAUGAUGGAGAGCGACCGCCCAUUCAACAAAAGUUAGUAGAAAAAAAUGCUUUAAAAUCUCAAUUAAGAACCAUGCAAGAGCAAUUAGCUGAAAUGCAAGAAAAGUAUAUGCAGUUGUGUAAUCGUAUGGGGCAAGAGUCUGAAACGAUAGAUAAUGAUGGUGCUUCUAGUGAUGCAGAACAAACAGAAGAUCCGGUACCAAAGUUAGAACCAGCCUCGCCCGUGAAAGAAGCGCCUCCACCAGCACCAAGUAGUACCGCACCGAACAUGCUAACUGAGGUGAUGAACAAGAUGAUAUCUGCAAAGAUACAGGCACGAAGUAUCGCACAUCCUCACCUUCCACCAGGAUUUAAUGGUGCACUUCCUAUGAUUCCCCAUUUACCACCGAAUGAGCACAUGCAUCCGCCACAUCCACAUCAACAUCUGAACAAUGCAGCUGCCAUGUAUUUAAAUGUUAGUCAGAAAUUAUUUAUGGAACAAGAAGCCCGCAUGAAAGAAGCUAGUGAGCAACAUCGAAAUAGUGAGCAACAGAGACCACAGUCCAACCAACAUUCGCCUCAACAGAGACAAAUGGGCCAGACACCUAAGCCACCCAUGUCUUCAGAACUAGCAGAACGACUGGAUGCACUACGCAGCAAUGCCGGUUCCGUCGGACCAGUGUCAGGAGCUGACCUUGAAAGUUUAGCAGAAGUUCUAAAAAGUGAAAUAACUGCUUCAUUAGCUACUCUUAUAGACUCUAUCGUAACACGAUUCGUUCACCAGCGACGCAUAAUGGGCAAGCAAUCAGAAGCGGCGGCAGCAGCGGCAGAACAAUUAAACAAGGACUUAAUGCGGGCCACGCGGCUGCUCGACAGGAAAACACCACCGCCAAAAGCUCCAGAGAGACCCUCGGGACAAAUUCCAGGCAUGUUCCAGACGCCAUCGAAACCGCUGCCGUCGCACUUCGGGCCGAUGAACGGACACUUCGAUCGGGAGCAAAACGACCCCAGUGAGCCGCUCAGUCUAGUGGUGACACCGAAGAGAAAGCGGCACAAGGUGACGGACACGAGAAUAACUCCGAGGACCGUGAGCCGAAUACUCGGAGAAGGAGUGGGGCAUUCUCCGGAGAGCAAGUUUCCAGAGUCACCGUCACCGCGACCGUUUCCUGGUGGAAUGGCGCUGCCGACGUCUGUAGCUAUUCCGAAUCCGUCGCUGCACGAGAGCCAAGUGUUUUCUCCGUACUCGCCAUUUUUCGGGGCGGGCGGUGGGUUAGCUCGAUCACCGCCGGCUCCAGAGCGCGACUCCCCACCGCUGCCCAACGCACCAGCUAUGCUGCACCCGGUGCUGCUGGCAGCGGCACACCAUGGCUCCCCGGACUACCUGCGGGCCCAUCACCCCCACGUGCCGCAUCACGCAGCGCAUCACCCACACCACAUGGACUCCCAGGAUCCGCACUCAGACUGCAACUCCACUGACCUGCCGUUCGACGGAGUUCAGCCUACUAUAUCCUUUUUAAUAGACAAUUCUAAUAUUAAUUUUAAGAUUUUUUAUGAAUAUCGUAACUAG